CUUGUGGUGCUCCCUUAUAAACAGUUGUAAGUCCCCCCCGCCCCAACCCUCUCCCCGGGAGUCCCGGUUGGCAUCUUGACGUCCUCCGAACAAACGAACUACACCAUUCUCUUACCGUUACGACUCACAACAGAAGAAAACAGAAAAGCAGCUCCCCAUGUUCGCCUCCAUCAUCCUGACUUCCCUUGUUGCCGCAGGCAGCGCCCGCGCCGCCAUAGCGCAAGGCAGCUGGGGCAUUCGUGCCGACUUCUCGCGAUGCGACAGCGGGACCCCGCUCGAGGUCGUCCUCGACGGCGCAAACGGCCCGGCUUCGCCGGACUACACGCCAGCCCCCGGCAUCGUCGACUUCAAGAUCUCGUCGCCCUUUGACGGCACCCUCGUCAUCAAGGUCGCCGGCGCGGUGGGCUUCGGCUCGCCGUACCCGCCGCAGCAGGUCGGCGUCCACGUCUUCGCCGAGCCGACGGCCGGCGACCCGGGCGUCUGGGCCAACGCGACGGUGACGCCCGGGCUGGGGCACCCGGCGCCCAUCUCGCAGAUCUCGUGGAACACGCGGAGCGACGUCACGGUCGCGCCCGUCGACGGCGAGGUCGUGUCGUUGGAGACCAUCUUCAACGGAGGCAGCUUGGAGGUUUUCUACUGCGGCGUUCCCGAGGGUGUGCGACCUAUCGCGUAGAGAGGUUAUCGUGAAACGAUCCGGCGUUGUUGGUAUAGGUGGAGGAAUAUGUGUUGCCGUAGGCAAGAAGAAUUACCUUAAGUAUUCACAUUUACUAGCAUACGCCUGAUAUACUCUGCAGCAACGACACAAUGAAACUA
This is a messenger RNA of Colletotrichum destructivum, 813 nucleotides long. RefSeq lists its product as uncharacterized. The transcript has 3 exons. NCBI's taxonomy places the organism in Eukaryota, Fungi, Ascomycota, Sordariomycetes, Glomerellales, Glomerellaceae. Bases 158 to 673 code for a protein of 171 amino acids. The record is from RefSeq and is a predicted model, not a curated record.